Messenger RNA from Brassica napus (rape), 1821 nucleotides. RefSeq lists its product as uncharacterized. Gene Ontology annotation, biological process: DNA transposition. The record is from RefSeq and is a predicted model, not a curated record. Lineage: Eukaryota; Viridiplantae; Streptophyta; Magnoliopsida; Brassicales; Brassicaceae. The transcript is spliced from 4 exons. The coding region runs from base 1 to 1821 and encodes 606 amino acids. Gene Ontology annotation, molecular function: transposase activity; zinc ion binding; DNA binding.
AUGGUUGUUAGAUCGUACAAAAGUACUCAUUCUUGCUACCCUACAGGAAACGUUGCUCUCUACACUGCUCCAAAGAUAGCUGCUGAUUUUCUAAAUGAGUUUAGGACAAACCCGAACCUCAAAGCUGACCAAAUAAUGCAGCGGUUGGCUCUUAAAGGUCUUCGUGUUCCUAAGACAAAAUGUCAGAGUGCAAGGCAAAUGAUGUUGCACAUUAUCAGUGAUGAGUAUGCUGAGCAGUUUACAAGGAUGUAUGACUAUGUUGAAGAACUCAAGAAGACAAAUCCUGGUUCAACGGUCAUAUUAGGUACAAAAGAGAGAGUUUUUGAGAAGUUUUAUACUUGUUUCGAGUCUCAAAAAACUGGUUGGAAGAGUGCUUGUCGGCGUAUCAUUCACUUGGAUGGAACAUUUUUAAAAGGCCGAAUGAAAGGGCAAUUACUGACUGCAGUAGGAAGGGAUCCGAAUAACCAAAUGUUCAUCAUUGCUUGGGCUCUUGUUCCUGUGGAAAACAAGGUGUAUUGGGAGUGGUUCAUGGAGCUACUGCGAGAAGACUUAGGUUUAGAUCUUGGAAAUGGUUUAGCAUUAUCUUCGGACCAGCAAAAAGGUUUGAUACAUGCCAUCAAAAACGUGGUUCCUUAUGCGGAGCAUAGAAUGUGUGCGAGGCAUAUCUUUGCCAACUUGAAGAAAAGGCACGGCUCAGUUGAUCCUCUGCAUAAGCUAUUUUGGAAGUGUGCAAGAGCUUACAAUAAGCAUGUCUUUGAGAGAAAUCUAGAGAAGAUGAAGACAGUUAAACUUGAUGCAUAUGAGGAAGUGAAAAGGAGCGUGAAGUCAAACUGGUCUAGGGCAUUUUUCAGUGACGUUACAAAGUCUCCAGCUGUUGAAAACAAUAUUAGCGAGUCUUACAAUGCUAUCUUGAAAGAAGCUCGUCGAAAACCAAUCAUUGCAUUGCUUGAAGACAUUAGGAGGCAUAUUAUGUCAAGCAACAAUGUGAAGAUCAACGAGAUGAAUAAUUUUAAGGGAUUGAUCACACCAAAAGCAUUAGCUAUAAUAGAGAAGCGCAAGAGGAGCCUGAAAUGGUGUCAUCCAUAUCCAAAUGGCAGAGGCAUUUAUGAGGUUGAUCAUGGAAGAAACAAGUAUGUUGUUGGAGUUAGAGACAAGAUUUGCUGCACUUGUCGGGCCUAUGACGUAAGUGGCAUUCCUUGCUGCCACAUCAUGUCUGCAAUGUAUGCUGAAUAUAAAGACACAAGAUUACCUGAGACUGUUGUUUCAGACUGGUAUACUGUUGAGAAGUGGAAGCUCUGCUACAACUCCCUUCUUUUUCCUGUCAAUGGGAUGGAGUUAUGGGAUAAACAUUCUGAUGUUAUUGUCAUGCCUCCUCCAGACAGAAUAAUGCCAGGUAGACCUAAAAAUAAUGACAGAAUCCGUGAUCCAAGUGAAAGAACAGGUUGUGAACCAAGUCAAACUCAAGAUGAGCCAACAGAAACACCUUCAGAAAAAAUUGUUGUGAAAUGUUCUAACUGCGGAGAAUCUGGACACAACAAAAGAACGUGCAAGCAACCACCGGUCAAUCCCCCCAAUCCACCCAAACCAUCUUCAGAAUUUCCUUCCUUUCAUGCCAACAUUGUAAUGACAUGUAGUAACUGUCGUCAAACUGGACACAACAAACGCAAUUGUAAGCUACCUCAUGUGCCCAAGCCACCAAAUAUGCGAGCAGGAAGACCAUCUAAGAAACAGAAGACAACCACUCAACUUGGCGAGUCAACCGAAGUAGGAGAAACAACAACUGAAGUUGGAGAACCAACCAUUGAACUUGGCUCGUCUUAG